UUAACAUAGAAAAUACGAACACGAGCUCUUUGCAUACAUUUGCCAGAAAGCUCAUGGUUUGUUUAAAGUAAUGGCAUUUGCGACAAAAAGCAUACGACAUUUAUAUAAAAUAUACAAUGCAAAUACAACAGUUGUAUACUCAGCACUUCGUCUACCGGUCGCUCGAAUAUCAGUUAUUCAAACGGCGCAAAGUCAUUAUAACACUGAAGCGCAUAGACCAAAAAUAACCGGUAGUUUAACAAAUAUUCAAUCACCUGGAGGAACUGUACAAUCUCUAACACAAGAUGGAUUAGACAAUAAAAAGUUAGAUGAAGAAGCAAAAGAAGAAGCAGAGGAAAAAGAAAAACGUGAACAAUCACAAAGAGUGCUUAAAUAUAGUUUUGCAUUCUUAGGAGUAUUCACGACUGUUGGACUGUCUUAUGUAAUAUAUAAUUUAACAAGAACCAAAUAUGAUGAACAAGGAAAUGUUAUCGAAGAUGAAUUCUCAAAUUUACCAUUUUAUGAGAGAAUAUAUAAAAUGCUCAAAAGAGAACUUAACUAUUACACUAAGAUGGUACAAGAACCUAGCAGAACUAAACUACUUCCAGAUCCACUUAAAUAUCCAUACAUUCAACCACCUUAUACUUUGAUAUUAGAAUUGACAGAUGUUCUAGUACAUCCUGAUUGGACAUAUGAAACUGGUUGGAGGUUUAAAAAGAGACCUGGAGUGGACCAAUUUCUAGAAGCUAUAGCUCCACCACAAUUUGAAAUUGUAGUAUAUACGGCAGAACAAGGAAUGACUGUUUUUCCUAUCUUGGAUAUCUUGGAUCCUAAUGGAUAUAUCAUGUACAGACUAGUAAGAGAUACAACACGUUUUGUAGAUGGUCACCACGUUAAGGAUUUAAAUGCUCUUAAUCGUGAUCUUAGUAAAGUUAUAGUAGUUGACUGGAAUUCAGAGAACACAAAAUUUCAUCCUGAAAACACCUUACGACUACCACAAUGGACUGGUAAUGACGAUGAUACGACGCUAUAUGAUUUAGCUGCAUUCCUUAAAACUAUAUUAGCGACAAAUGUGGAAGAUGUACGAGAAGUUCUUAAUUACUAUAGACAAUUUGAAAAUCCAUUACAAGUUUUUAGAGAAAAUCAACGAAAAUUCUUGAUGCAAAUAGAAGAGGAGGAAAAUAAAGCACAGCAAGAAAGUAGUAAAGUGCUUACAUCAAAAUGGAAACCAUCUUUUCUGGGAUCGCUAAAUCACUAGAAAAUUCAAUAUUGUAAAAUACAAAAAUCUAUCAAUUGUCAUUAACAUAUUCGUUCACUUUAUGUAACUGUUAUUAUAUAAUUUUUGCUAUAAAUAAAUAAGUAAUUAAUAUAUCGAAAUA
Molecule: messenger RNA, 1358 nt
Organism: Heterotrigona itama
Lineage: Eukaryota; Metazoa; Arthropoda; Insecta; Hymenoptera; Apidae
Source: the annotation of a GenBank genome assembly